Messenger RNA from Blastomyces dermatitidis ER-3, 3274 nucleotides. RefSeq names its product homeobox protein cut-like. Bases 122 to 2434 code for a protein of 770 amino acids. NCBI's taxonomy places the organism in Eukaryota, Fungi, Ascomycota, Eurotiomycetes, Onygenales, Ajellomycetaceae. Gene Ontology annotation, cellular component: Golgi membrane. The record is from RefSeq and is a predicted model, not a curated record. Gene Ontology annotation, biological process: intra-Golgi vesicle-mediated transport. The transcript has 4 exons.
CGACAUCUAUGGCAGCGAGGAACUCAAUCGCCACUGCAGGUCUGUUGUGGUCCGAGGAUUUGAUUUAGAAUUUCUAUUAUGCUUAGAUUAUACGCCUGAUACCAGCAGAUCCCGUGUUAGCAUGAUGGAUGCCCUUGUCGCGGCUGAGAGCGUCCUCGAUGAGAGUGCUCCAAGUAAGGCCGGUCAGGUAGAGGAGCCCGCCAAAUCCGAAAAACAAGCCCAGGAAGAAAACAAGUUCCAGCAAGCUAUUGCAGUAUGGAGAGGCAUCGACCUCUCGAGCCUAGUGCCAAAGCUUGAUACUACAGCGUCGGACAUCAUAGCUCACCAGCGCGACUCUCUUGUGCAACGAAAAGAUUUGGCUCAGAAAACCAAGGAUUUUCGAAGACUCGACGAUGCUACGAAACUCGCGGAAUAUAAAGGAUUGCUGAAAUCAUACCAAACGUUCAUCGACCUCCUUACCAACCAUGGCAAGGCUUCCUCGUCAGCAUUUUUGCAGCUUUACUCCGCAUUAUCAGAAGCCCCCGACCCAUACCCACUCCUUGAAGCAUCCGUUGAUUCCCUAGUCGUUUCCGAAGAUACUGUCCCCAAGUUGAACUCCGAAAUAGACUUUUUGCGAAAGAGCACAAAUCGCCUCACUUCUCAAUUGGAGGAGUCAGAAAAGAAGUUGGAGGAAGAACGAUCACUCCGGCGCAAGGUUGAGGAAAACCAGGAUGCAAAGAUUCAGGAGGUUGAGGCGUCAUGGACCGCGGUACUGGCUGAGAAGACCAGCAAUUGGGAAGCUAAGGAGAAGAAUUAUGAGGAAAAGGCAGAAAACCACGAACGUCUGCUCAAGGAAAUCAAGGCAAGCUACGAAGUAAAUCAAAGAUUGGACCGAGCAGAUGGUGAGGACACAUCAAGGAGUGCCGCAACCGCAGCGGAGCUUGAAAUCGUUGCUUCGGAGCUGGAGAAGACUAGUGAGCGAUUGGCAGAGGUCGAGGCUCGAAACGAACAGCUGAGCUUAGAGCUCGCGCAGGCUGUAUCUCAUUCCCAGUCAGAGAACAAACACCGCACCCUGGAGGACGACCCUUCAUUUUUACGCUUGCAAGCUGAAAAUUCUUCCCUUUUACGAAAACUCGACGCUGCCCGCUACGAAAAGGAUGCAGACAAGCAUUCAUGGGAAGGCAAACUCCGCCAGAUAGAGCGACAAAACAAUAAGAUAACCGCUGAACGGGAUGAAAUAAAAUCCAAAUUGGAUAAAUGGUCAGACUAUGAAGAUAUUCGGCGGGAACUCGAAGCUAUCAAGUCCAUAGAGUUUUCUACUGCGGAUGAUGAUGAUGAUGAUAAGGACGUGAUGGAUGAUACAAACUCGACUGCUCCUAAUGAGUCCGGCAAAUCAAAAGAAAGCUCGUUGGAGCAGCUCUUGUUAACUAGGAAUAAGAAGCUUUCGAAUGAGCUGACGAUUUUGAGAGUCUCGCAUCAAGAUUUGCAAAAUCAACUAGAAGCUCUGCGGGAGGAUCUGUCCAAAACGAGUGCAGAUCUACAAAAAUCGCAGAAUUUGGCCGCUACCCUAGAAAAUGACCUUCUGCAGAUGCAAAGAGAGGCACCAAGUUUUCCGUCUGCUGCCAUGUCAGUUGCAGGCACCUAUGCUUCCAGAUACCCCCAUUCCUCCCGUAGGGGUAGGGCUCCCUCACCCACUUCCUCAAUCAUAUCCGGUUUCGACCAUGCAAACGCGUCCGCAAACACAAUGGAAGCCAUCAGAGCCGGUGAAGCUGUAGGUGGCGGCUCAGGAAUCCUACCAAUGGUCCAAGCCCAACGAGACCGAUUCAAACAAAAGAACAACGAGCUCGAAGAGGAGUUAUCUAAGACAUACGCAAUCGUCAAAUCCCUCCGGCAGGAAGUCGCUUCUCUCCAAAAGGAUAACCUUAACCUGUACGAGAAGACGCGCUAUGUCUCCACAUACAAUCGCGGCGGCCAAAGCUCCACGUCAUCUGCAUCAGCCUACGGCAACAACCCAAAGGCGACCUCCAUCCAUCCGUCUGCGGAUUCCGCCUCCGGCCUCUCCGUUGACCGGUACCAGUCCGCCUACGAGGCGCAAAUAUCGCCCUUCGCCGCCUUCCGUGGCCGAGAGUCAGCCCGUGCUUACCGACGCAUGAGCGUGCCGGAGCGCAUCAUAUUCUCUGUCACCCGGAUGGUUCUUGCGAAUCGCACAAGCAGGAACCUGUUCGCGGGAUAUUGUGUGGCGUUGCAUAUUCUUUUGUUUGUCAUGUUGUAUAUAAUGAGCACGUCGGAGAUUGAGAGGCAGACUGCGAGCGCAGCGUUGGGUUCGCUUGGUGGAGCUGCCAUGGCAGGGUCAGCGGGCGUUGGCAGUAGUGGUGCUGGUACAGGUAAUGGUGCGGGAGGCAGCCCUGCUAGUGGCGACUGGCAGCAGGACAAGUUCAACAACCCUGCGUACUAACUCCAUCCGACAUUGGUAGGAAGGUUUUUUGCGCAAUGUCAAUAGUAUAUGUAUUGUACGGGAUAUCUCCCCGUAUUACUAUAUCAUGUCUUUAUUACGAGGUUUUGUCUUUUUUUUUAAAAAAAAAAGUUCUAUGCCUAUUUGUAUGCCUAUUGCAUUUUUGUUAUUGCUCAGGAAGUAAUUAUAUGUUCCAUCGAUUUCCCCUUUCCCAUCUGAGACAUGUUUUAUACCUCGUCCCCAAUUUCCUAUCGCGAUGUACUUGUACCAUGAACAGAAACUCAUUGACUCUUAAUGCAAUUUGGUUUCGCCUGUCCAGGGAUGCUCUCGAUGAUUCGACCUCAAACAACUGCGCUCCUAGAUCUAGGCCUUGAUCCUUUGCUAGGAAACUAACGGAAGGAGUCAUGCUCUGCCUCUCAAAUUCCACGGUAUGGUGUACAUGUGCCUACGAAGAUUCAUCCUUCACUUAGUUUGAUGGUCCAUCGCAUUAGCAUUACUACUCCAAGAAAUUGUUUCUGGGCAGUAUAUCGAUUCGGCCGACUAUAACGAAUCCGAUAUGAAAAUUUUCUCUCAGUUGUAAGAUCCUCAUGUUCUGAUGUAUGAUAUUUCGUCGUUACAUCAGGAAACUAGAACGAACCCACCCAUCUGGGCUGAAAUAUUGCAUCCUUAGCAACACCAAAUAUUGGUUUACUUCGCAGAAUGAUGGAGCUGUGAAGUGUAGGGGCUAAAUGGAUCACCAUAAUAGUAUUCGUAGCUGAGAAUAGUAAGGAAUAGUGAAAGAAAUGAACAGAGUCAAGUAUAACAAAGUAAAUAGGACAACUCCGAGAAACUCCCUGAUGCACA